This is a messenger RNA of Talaromyces stipitatus ATCC 10500, 2751 nucleotides long. RefSeq names its product tRNA-specific adenosine-34 deaminase subunit Tad3, putative. The transcript has 4 exons. Gene Ontology annotation, molecular function: catalytic activity; protein kinase binding; cyclin-dependent protein serine/threonine kinase regulator activity. The coding region runs from base 1 to 2751 and encodes 916 amino acids. Gene Ontology annotation, cellular component: nucleus; cyclin-dependent protein kinase holoenzyme complex. Lineage: Eukaryota; Fungi; Ascomycota; Eurotiomycetes; Eurotiales; Trichocomaceae. Gene Ontology annotation, biological process: regulation of cyclin-dependent protein serine/threonine kinase activity. The record is from RefSeq and is a predicted model, not a curated record.
AUGCCAGCCAUGAUCAUCUCGUCUCCAUCCUCUGCAAGCUUCCAGGCCGGGGCUUGUUCCCCUACCCACAACAGUCUUUUCCCCUCGACUGCUGCAUCCACCAGUAGCAAUUACUACAAUAAUUCUCCCUCACCAUUCGCCGCCCCUGCCGCCGUUGCCAAUUCAGCCUCGUCCCCUGCUUUUCGUCCGCAUCGUCACUCACUUCUGUCGCACAGCGUAGAGGAAUUACGCGCUGCGCUGAAAAAUCACACUGUAGCCGCUCCCGCCGCCUCCGCCGCCUCGCAGGAUCCCGCGUCGGUGCCCUCAGGGGAUCAUUCUCGCGGCUGCAUGUCCGCUGGACCAGACACCCUUGGGGGCGACUCCUGCCAGUCGUUGACUAAUAAUGUCAGCAGUAAUGCGACAAAUGUCACAACUCAGCCUCAAACCCAACAACCGCCAAAGGCUGUCCCUGUACCUACGGUGCCGAGCACUGCCAAUGCAACUAGUGCCCAGACAAACGUGACUGCCAUAUCGCCGUCAGACGUGAAAGGAAAACGUCAACUGGCCGAGACCACAGAACAACCCUUCGCGAGCACUGCCAAUGAGACAGACAAUUCACAGCAUGCAGGAGAAUCAGAACAGAGUCGCUUGAAGCGAUUACGGCCGCCGGUGCCGGCUGUCAAACUGUUACCUCGACAAUAUGAAUUAGUACACCCGAAUGAUCUCGUGAUCUUGAUUUCGAGCAUGAUUAUGGAGCUGAUUCAGUACAACGACACCAUCCCAUUGCAAGGUGGCCGAUUGACUCGUUUCCACUCACGAACCCCACCCAAAAUCUCAGUGCGCGACUAUCUACAACGUUUAACGACACAUGCAACAUUAUCGCCUCCGAUUUUGCUGAGUAUGGUUUACUAUAUCGACCGCCUAUGUGCUUUAUACCCUGCUUUUACUGUUUCGAGUCUAACAGUCCAUCGAUUCCUAAUAACGAGUGCGACAGUGGCCAGCAAAGGUCUCAGCGAUAGUUUCUGGACCAACAGGACGUAUGCUCGGGUGGGCGGUAUUACAAUCACCGAAUUAGCAAUGCUCGAGCUGGAUUUCUUGUGGCGCGUGGAAUGGAAAAUUGUCCCGCAGCCUGAAGUGCUAGUUGAUUAUUAUUUGAGUCUUGUCGAGCGAUGCGAAGGAUACGCUCUGGAGCCGGAGGAGUCGAGUUCGAGCAUGGAAGGAUUAGACAUCAUGAAAUCAUCUAAUCAUGAAGACGGGCCAAAGAUAACGCCGCUUAAGGGAAAUAUAGUAUCCAUCCCUACUGUCCAGGAAACAAAUCCUACAUUCGAAUUCGGCGACGCAUACGCCGUCGAAAUAAUACAAAAAUGUGCCUCGCAAGUCACCAAAGUCCUCGAUAAAGCAUUCCCCAAAGAUCUGAGUCUCCCAUCUACGCAUUUGCGCAGAUUUGUGAAAUGGGAAUUUUUGCCGGAUGCAGUCAAGGCUCGGAUUGAGGGAGAGAAGGAGCGGAGUUUAGUCUCAGUUUCAACUGGACACAAGGAGGAUGGCGUUGAAGUAUCAGAACAAAUCGUACCACCAGUGACGAUGUUCGUUCUGAUACCGCCUCCGUUACCGGAUGUGGAUCAACUGAGAACUUUAUUAGAGCCAUUUGUGGCUUCUCAUAUCGAACAGCCUCCAUCAGCAAAUCAACCAAACGGUGAGGCCCAGGAAAUAUCAUCAUUCCCCAUCCACCGCAUAACAAUCCCGCUCCAACCCCCCUUCAACACUCACCAAGCACAAACAUGGUCCAGAACAUACUGGCCCACAAACUUCAACGCCGCAGCUCCACGAGGCAUGAUUGCGCCUCCACCAAAGAUAUUAGGUGCUACGAAGACGAGUAUUGCGCCUAGAGCAGGGUAUUAUUUAUCUCUAGCUGGAGAGGUUGCUCGAGAAGCGAAACGGGCGGGUAGAGGGAGGGGGGUUGGGGUUGUUAUUGUUGAUCCUGCGAUUGUGGCUAGUUCGCAUGAUAACCCUGAAAGGGGUGGGGAGGAGCAAGGGGACAAUGGUGUUGUAGCUGUUGCAGGAGAUGCGAGGUAUUGCGCGCCUGGCAUCGUGGCAAAGGAGAAUUUAGGGGAUGGAUAUGAGGCUGAUUGUGAGGGUGGACCGGAGUUUCAUGCUAUCAUGCGAGCGGUUGAGAUGGUUGCUACGAGACGGAGGGAUGAUAAAUCUAUCACGACGACGGAUUCGAGUGCAAUGAUACGCAAGACAUCGCUUACGUCGUUGGAGUCGUAUUAUUUAUGUCGUCCCGCGUCAUCGACAUCAUUUCCUCUUUCAUCCACAUCAACGGAGACAGUCACUACAGCACACACAGGCCAAAACGCAAACAGAAUCCUCCCCCGUGCUGCAGGUGGAUAUCUCUGCACAGACCUGGAUAUAUACAUCACACACGAACCAUGUCUAGCAUGCUCAAUGGGUAUGCUCCUAUCGCGGUUUCGAGCAAUCACAUUUCCGAGACGAGGGAGACUGGUCGCGGGGGGUUUGGCUUCGAUGGAGAUUCCGCAAGUGACCACGGAAAAUCAAGAUCAUUCUGCAGAUGUUCUUGCCACUCAGAAACAGAAUGAGGCUGGUAAUAAUGUUGAGGGGAAGCCGACACAGAAGAGGGAGACGUAUUACGGACUGCAUUGGAGGAAAGAGUUGAAUUGGAGGGCGAUGUGUUUUGAGUUUGUGGAUGAUGAAAGUGAUGAUUUAGAUUAUGGGAAGGAUGGUAUAGAAGGGAUUGGGAAUUAUCAUGCUUGA